AUGAAUCGUUUGAAAUGUGUACUUGGUAUUAACGUCCCUCGUCGGAUACCAUCCAAUACUGUGAUACUGAAACAAGAUGUCAAACAUAUGUGCAAAAGCCAGAAAUCGGAUGUUUGUUUAUUGGAGAUGCCACCGCUUUCGCUAUCACGAACCAGAAAGAUCAGCGACUUCAGGAAUUUCCACUGCACACAAACAAGCAAUGGAACGGUGUCGACGCAACAACGCGGCAAAAAGAUUUCGCUGGAGGGAGUUUCUUCAGAAAAAUGUAUCCGAAAACCACUAAUCUCGGCGUGUCAAGUGAAAAGGCCAUCCAGUGGUAGCAAACUACGCAAUGAUGGGGAAUAUAUCGAGAAACCGAUAAAUUUGACGAAAAAGGCAAAUCAUUUGGAUGUUUCGAAAGAAAUUAAAGGAUCAAUUCAGAAAGAACCUCGACCGUACGCGCAGAUGAUAGCCAGCUACAACGAUAAAAUGUAUGGUUCGAGUAGUUCAGAGGUGCUGAGGGACAAUCUGAGUUCGGUUAUGAUCAAUGGGAUCCAUAGGAGUCCGUUUAGCACCGCAUCCUUAGUCUCUUUAAAAUGGAAUAAUAAACGUGAAGAAACUAGGAAUACGAACAUCUCAGACGUUGGUCUAAAUGCGUUCAGCCAAGACGCUAAAUUCAGUAACGCAUCCUGUGCGACGCGUUUUCAUUUUCGAUACGAUGACAUGAGUCCAGACAUCACGGCAGCACACAGCAACGAGCUUCACAAGUCUCUGUCGUACGCGUCAAUGAUAGAAAAAUACAGCAACGCGAUGAAUCUUGGCAUUGAUAAGCACGGUGGUACUCAAGUAUCUAAACGUAAUAUGUCCACGAAGUACAAUCAAGUUCCCAUGAUUGUAAUGAGCGACGAGGACGCAAAUAACAAACCAAGCCUGAUUGCAUCGAACAACGCAAGUGAAAACGUUAGUGGGAGCGGAACCUUAACCGAAGUCGAGAAAAACGAGGCGAAAACGCGAGAGCGAAACAAUUGGUUAAUGAAAAUGGACGAAAUAAUAAAGGAUCUGCAACGAAUCACCGAGAAGGCGGAUUCGAGCAGCAAAUGGAUGUUGCAGUCGGUGCAGGAGCGUGCCUAUUGGUUGGACAGGGUGAUGAUCGCGCACAAAAAGAAGAUCAAAGACAGAAAGGAGAUGCUGGAAAAAGUGUCGAUCGACACCACCGCGACCGAACUCGCAAAUCAUGACGCGAUCCCUAACACGACAAUACAGGAUAACGAAUCUAUAUCAAACGAUGAAAUUCAAAGUAGCGUGCAAGCAUCGUGGAAUCCUGGUCCUAUAAAACCACCUGGUUCGAAACCACCGGGUUCAAAACCACCUAGUUCAAAACCUCCUGCUUCGAAACCUCCUGCUUCAAAACCACCCGCUACAAAAUCAUCUUCGCAAACUGUAACUACCGAUAAACCUUCGAGUUCCACGAUAGACUACAUGAGACGAGAACCUGUGAAUACCUCGCGAAUCACGCCGACGAAUUCGGUGAAGGAGCCACAAAUUGAGCUCAGGAUGACUCCUUCGCAAAAUGAGUCUGUGGUAUCCAUCAACGUGGAUGAGACGGCGACAAAAACGGCCGGUAGCAACAAAGAGCAACUCUCGGUUGUGAUUUCCUCGAAGAGAAACAGAACUGACAAGAUCGAGACGAGUAAUGCGAACGUACGCACUGAUUUCGGUUCGAUGCAGAUAUCCAUUAGCGAGAGUACAAUACCAGUGAAACAGAUCGAAUUUUCAAUAAACGGGAAGCCGGUGUCGGAGUUGAAGAGCAUCGUGGCCAGAGCGGAUAAAUUGGAUGUGGUCAGUUCAGUGGACAAAGUCGAGAUCAGGAUUCCUUCGAAGGAUCGAAACGUGGCAGCCGAACACCCGAGGAACAUCACGACAUCGACCAGCUCGAAACCUGUGUUAAACCUGCAGAUUGCUGCGAAAUUUAACGAGCCACGGUUUCAACAACCUAGAAACGCGGAGAUGAAGACGGAUCCUCCUCAUAUGUCACCUCCAAUCUCACCUGUAACGCCUACGCCGCCUACGCCUCCAUCGCCUCCUGUAAAACCUCACAGACCGCAGAAUCUUUUCAGCCAGGACAUCCCAAAAAGUGGAAUAACGACGAGCAAAGCAAAGGAAGGCGAUCUAGCGACGAAAGGUGAGCCAACGAUGAAAACAACAUAUAUGGACGUCUCCGAUGUGACGGACGUUAAAACGUCUGAAAACGUCGCGUCACAAAUCGAAAACACUUUUUCUGAGAGCGGUAUUCACGCUUCCACGCGCAAGGAAAAAACAAUUCCAAACACCAUGGACGGUGUUUCCUCGAAUGCGGAUCCUAAUAAGACCAUCUUUCAGAGUAACGCGAACGUACCAUCAAAUCCGAACGUACCAUCGAAUGAUCGCACUCAGCAGCCAACGAUGAACAAAGAAGACGGGGUACCUAAAAAUCGAACACCUUCGAACGUGAUUCCCUGGUGGUCCUCCGAGGAUUCUUUCAAGAAGAUCAGGAAGAAGGGUAACACUCCAAAGAAUGUAUCAAAAUACGAUCGUACGUCUACUGUAACUGCGACGAAAGGGAACGCAAAAGCGACCGCAAGAAAAGAAGACAAAUCAAGUACCGACGUUUCACCAACUCAGCAACGUAGUUCCAUCGAGUCUGCAAAACCUGACCCUCAGAAGGUUGAUAAUCAGAGGGAUAUCGUAACGAGGAAACCAAUGACUAAACAGACAAACGAGCCUGAUCCGAUGAUUAACUACGUUCGCGUGAAUAGUUUGCCGAGAUGGGUGCCUAUCAAACGUACUCCCGAAGUAAAAACAAGACCUACAGACACGGGUAGAGUAGUAAAGAGAGCGAGAUAUCGCGUUAAAACUACGACUCAUUCUAGAAAAAGUGCGAAAAAUGAAUUUGACACUCCGGCAGUUCCUACGGUUCAUUGUUCGCCAAAAAUCGCUAAAUACGAUUCCGUGUUUCCACAAAGCGUCAACGUAGAGAAGAAACGUGAAACAAAGGCAUCGAAUUCAAAAUGGAAGACAGAUCCAGAAUAUGCGAAGCCUGUAGUCAUCGAGCGCGUUGAUUCGCACAUUGGGAGAGCAAAUGUACAGAGUUCAAACACAGUAUACAAAAAAGAGGAAUUAGGAGGAAGUGCUAACAGAUCUGCUGAUGUUUCAGUGAAGGAGGAAAAGCGGAGCGCAACAGACGGAACAGGAGGAAAGAAUUUAUCGACUAAAGCGACCAACGAGGAUCUGCGAAUAAAGGAGAUUCUGAAGUCGAUGAAACCGAUCGAGAAAAAAAAGGACGGCACGUUGAUCGAUUACGGUGUGAUCAUACCAUCGAGGAACCCAACGAGAAACGUCAGACAGAUUCCAAGAAUUCUGAACAAAACCUCUGUUAAUAUCAUUUCGAAAGAAUCUAUGCAGAAUCAAGAGAAAAUCGUUGAACCAGAGAAGGUUUCUUCCACGAAGAAGAAGACGCUGACGGAACCGAAGAACUUGAUGGAACAGUCGAAAAUUGUAGAACCAGAGAAGAUAUCUUCCGCGAAGAAAGAGGCAAAUGAUAUUGCAAACACUGAGAUAAAAUACGCGGCGAGUAAAAUGGGCAAACCCGAGUUGAAUUUUCAAGAUGAAAAGACGAAAAAAGAAAAGAAACGUUUGUUUGACGUAAAGAAAGACGAUUUUAACGCACGAAAAGAUGCUACUUCGACGAUCAAAGAGUUUAAAACUAGCAUUUCUAAUAUGAAUCAAGCUGAAAAUGCUUUUAACAGAAAUAAACAAUCCCAACAGCCGAUUUCAUCAGUGUCAGGGAAAUCUCCUUCGGAAGAAACUGUUUCUAAUCGAUCUUUCGAAACUCCAGCAGAAAAAGCCAACGAUACGAAAUCGCCAUUGUUAGAUAAAUCAAAGAACGUGUUUCCUGGAAGUUCCGUUACAUCAGUCGAAACGCAAGCUUCUGAGAAGAAGGAAUUAAAAGAUACUUUAAAAUCAGUAGAGCAGAAGAAAGCGCCAUUAGAAGGAACGACCGCUGAUCCUUCUAAGAUCUCGGAUAAAACAACGAACAAGGUCGAUACUCCUCCACUAAUGGAGACCAUUAACUUCCCUGGUUCACAAAAAUCAAGCGCUAAGACAGUGAAAAGCGAUAUUGCACCCUUAAGGGAAGCCGCUGUUGAUUUAAAAGAAGAAAUCGAAAAAAAUAAUAAAACUGGUAUUGCGCCGUUAAAAGGCACUAUUCAUCUUCGAUCUUUGAGCAAUCAGGACAAUUUGCUGAAGCUAGCUAACACUGACAAAGAGAAAAUAAAUUCAGAAUUGACGAACCAAAAAGAUAAGUUCGUGAAACUGAACGUGACGAAGAAGCCUUCGAAUGGAGGAGGAGGAGGUAAUACAGGAUCGAGUAGUCCUACGACAAUUCCUACAGGACCUGCUGGUUUAUCGAUGCAGUCGGAAGAUACAGAGUCACCCAUUGGGUUGAAAGAAAAGCAGGACCAAAAUGCCGAUAUUGAGAAAAAAGAUAAUGGAAGUUCUACUAAUCAGAAACCUGGUAGCACGUACAUGUUGUUCGUGGACAGGCCCGAGAAAAAUAUACUAUACUCGUCAUGGUUACAACGCUUCAGGAACAACUUUGACGAUGAUAAAACAGUUUAG
Molecule: messenger RNA, 4635 nt
Organism: Bombus pyrosoma
Lineage: Eukaryota; Metazoa; Arthropoda; Insecta; Hymenoptera; Apidae
Product: titin-like
Exons: 2
Coding region: 1-4635 (1544 amino acids)
Source: RefSeq, a predicted model, not a curated record